AUGGAACCUGUGUUAUGGCCAUUCUUAAUGGAGUACAUAAUGUCUGAACAACAUACAAGAGCAAUGAAAAGUAUUUGCAGAAGUCUUGCCUUUUUAGCCAACAAGAAGAAAGAAGGCCACAUCGAUGACUAUGAAAUUGAUUUCGAAGAUUAUGCCAAUUUACCCAAGCCACAUGACAUGAUUGCUAGACUUUUCGUGUUAUCAGGUCAUCCAACCAGUGAUGGCGGACGAGGGAUAUACAUUUUGAAUUUUAUGAAAAAUAUGACACAAAACCUCUGCAGUGGCUUAGUGGAAUUGUGGGAUACUGUUAUACCCAAACUUGUUCUUUACAUCGAAGAAAAUUCAGAAAUUGAAGAGGAAUGGCCCCAAAAGAACUGGGAAGAUCUCCUACUGAAGAUGUUAUCCAAGUCAUUAGACAUUAUCCAAAAUGAGGAGUGGACAGAAAAUUUAGGAGAAGCUUUUGGUCAACAAAUUGCAUUGUAUAACUCAAUGCCAGCUGAAAAGCUUCCCUUUCUUUUUUCUUUCUUUCUUUCUUUUUUCUUUCUUUUUCCUUCUUUUUUUCUACCUUUUUUCUUUUUUUUUCUUUCUUUUUUCUUUCUUUCUUUUUUUCUUCUUUUUUUCUUUGUCUUUUUCUUUUUUCUUUCUUUUUUUUUUCUUUGUUUUUUUCUUUCUUUUUCUUUUUUCUUUUCUGUCUUUUUCUUUCUUUUUUUUUUCUUUCUUUUUUUUUUCUUUUUUUCUUUUUUUUUCUUUUUCUUUCUUUUUUCUUUCUUUUUUUUUUUUCUUUCUUUUUUUUUCUUUCUUUUUUUUUCUUUUUUUUCUUUCUUUCUUUUUUUCUUUCUUUCUUUUUUUCUUUCUUUCUUUUUCUUUCUUUCUUUUUUUCUUUCUUUCUUUUUCUUUCUUUCUUUUCUUUCUUUCUUUUCUUUCUUUCUUUUUUUUUCUUUUUUUUCUUUCUUUCUUUUUUUUUUUCUUUCUUUUUUUUUUCUUUCUUUCUUUCUUUUCUUUUCUUCUUUCUUUCUUUUUCUUUCUUUCUUUUUUUUUCUUUCUUUUUUUUUUUUUUCUUUUUCUUUUUCUUUUUUCUUUCUUUCUUUCUUUCUUUCUUUCUUCUUUCUUUCUUUUUCUUUCUUUUUUUUCUUUCUUUUUUCUUUCUUUCUUUCUUCUUUCUUCUUUCUUUUUUUUCUUUCUUUUUCUUUCUUUCUUUUUUUCUUUCUUUCUUUUUUUCUUUCUUUCUUAUUUAAACAUUCCGAGAAACUAGAACGAGAGGGCUGUGCCAUUUGCAUGGGAUUUGCUUCAGCCUCCCAUUUGGACUCUGUUCUCAGUAAACUUGAUGCUGUAGCCAAACAUGAUAUGGUUCGCAAAUCAUCAGGGUUGCUGGGAUUCAUGAGAGAUAAGAAUGAGGUUGAUGUUGAAAAAGUGAAAGCAACACUUAUGCUAUGUUAUGGAUAUGUGACUUUGUUUUCCCCAAAUACACUUAUUGUAUCACGACUGGAAUCUACAAUUUUAAAGGCAAUUUACCCCCACUUCACCAACCCUAAGGAUUCUAGUGUAAAGCAAAGUAUGAUAAUGACUACAGAAUUAAUUGGCAAAGCACUGCAUCCUGAGCGGCUCAAGUUCCAAUACAAACUCAUGAGCAGAGGUGACAUCCUUGGGCACAUGCAGCUGUACAUUAAAGCAGAAAGCAAAGAGUGGAUAAUGAAUGAUACAAGAGCAAUUGCACUGAAUGCUGCCACAACACUUGUAAAACUUGAUCCUAAACUGAAUGAGGGAGACACACAUGAUUUAGUAGAAACAGUCACGAGUUCCAUUUUGUGUCUUCCUCAAGAUGGUUGUGCUCCACGAAAAGGCAAAGAAGAGACAUAUGAAGAAGUUGUGGAAGCUGGUCAGUUUUUAAAAAUCACAAUUGAUGCUAUGAAUGACCUUCUGAAGGCAGUACUUUUUAAAAACCUGACAGCCAAAGGACUUGACAGUAUCUUCAAGCAUCUCAAAGUUUGGAUUAUGUCCUCCAAUGAUUUCCAGAGAGAAAGGGCUUUACAGACAUGGUUACUUUUGUUGCAGUUUUUCAAGGAGAAUAUAACUCUUCAAAGUGAGAUUGAAUUUUUCAACUUUGGAGUACUAUUAGCAAAUAUGAUUCCUCGUUGUUCAGAUCCUUCUACCAAUGUACGCAAAGAAGCCCUUCAUUCUGUACAAAACCUUUUAGAAAUUGCAAUGACUAUCAGUGGUGGUGAUGUUACCAAAGAUACCAUGUUAAAUGCAUUCCCUACUCUCCAUGAAAGGGUUGUAAAAUCCGACACAAGUGUUUUGUUUGUUGUUGCUGUAGACCUCUCAAAAGUUGUUGCUAAAAAAUUACCCCGAAAUCAAUUGAUGCCAUUUCUAGAAGUGCUAGAAGAGGGUUUGGUUGAUCCUCUCUCUCACAGUUCCUCAGGUUCUUGUGUGAUGCUAAGCAAUUUGAUGAAGCAGCGAGGAACAGAGUUGCGAGAAGAUGUAAGCAAGAUAAUUGACUCCUUACACACAAGGUUGGAAGAAAUUCACCAUGUACAAGCAAGGACUGGAACCCUCCGUGCUCUUCGGACAAUAAUUUCACAGCACCUUCCUAUAGCACUCAAGUCCCUCUUGUCUUACCCUGUUCCAUAUGAUGUAAAUAUGUCUGCAAUUUGGCGGUGCCUUGCUGAAGAUUCCCAGCUUGUCACUAUGAUGAUUGACCAAAUGCUGGAGAAUAUUCUGGCACAACGUCCAUAUGAGGAACGGACAGAUAACAGGGAUAUGGUGCGCUAUGCGAUGAUGGGACCUUUGUCUGUAAGUAUUUCUGUUUCUCCUUUUGCAAAUUCAUUUCUUACUUUUUUUUUCUCUUUUUUUCCCUGUCCUACACCUCUUUUUCUUCUUUCCUCCUAUUUUCUUCCUCUUCUCUUUAUCUUUUUAUCCUUCUCCUCCUCUAUUUCCUUCUUCUCUUAUGCUCCUUUUUCUCUGUCUCUUUUUCCUUGUCUCUUUUUCCUUGUCUCUUUUUCCUUGUCUCUUUUUCCUUGUCUCUUUUUCCUUGUCUCUUUUUCCUUGUCUCUUUUUCCUUGUCUCUUUUUCCUUGUCUCUUUUUCCUUGUCUCUUUUUCCUUGUCUCUUUUUCCUUGUCUCUUUUUCUUCUCCUCCUCCACCUUCCUGUCUCUCCUCCAUCUCUUCUCCUCCUCCUCCUCUUUCCUCUCUUCUCCUCCUCUUUCCUCUCUUCUCCUCCUCCUCCUCUUUCCUCUCUUCUCCUCCUCCUCUUUCCUCUCUUCUCCUCCUCCUCUUUCCUCUCUCCUCCUCCUCCUCUUUCCUCUCUCCUCCUCCUCCUCUUUCCUCUCUUCUCCUCCUCCUCUUUCCUCUCUUCUCCUCCUCCUCCUUUUUUCUUUUUAUACUUCUCUUUUUUCCUUUUCUUUCCUCCUCCUACUACUCAUUAUUCUCUUUCUCUCACCAUUUCCCACUUCUCUCAAUAUUCCUGUAUUGUCUCCAGACUACACUCUCUUUUGCCAUCUUUCAUUAUUCUGUACAAGUUUCUUUUCCUCUCUAA
Acanthosepion pharaonis is the source of this 3531-nucleotide messenger RNA. NCBI's taxonomy places the organism in Eukaryota, Metazoa, Mollusca, Cephalopoda, Sepiida, Sepiidae. The record is from the annotation of a GenBank genome assembly.